AUGAAGAUAGAGGGACUGGCGAAAGGCCGUGGUGGACAUGAAGUUGGGAUUACUAGUAGUAGACGACAGAUACUGGAUGUGGAUGUGGAUGAGGACAAUGGUACUAACAAUAUAUCUAGAAUGGCUCCAAAGAUGCAACAGACUAAGGCUGCGAAAGCAGCCGCCGCUUUAGCUGGUGGUAAGAAAGGUAAGAAGAAGUGGAAUAAGGGUAAGGUUAAGGAUAAGGCUCAACACGUUGUUCUCUUAGACCAAGACAAAUACGACAGAAUUAUGAAGGAUGUCCCAACCUACAAGUACGUUUCUGUCUCCGUUUUAGUUGAUAGAUUAAAGAUUGGUGGUUCUGUUGCUAGAGUUGCUUUAAGACAAUUAGAAAGAGAUGGUAUCAUCACUCCAGUCGUCAAACACUCUAAACAAGCUAUCUACACUCGUGCUGAAUAA
Molecule: messenger RNA, 438 nt
Organism: Debaryomyces tyrocola
Lineage: Eukaryota; Fungi; Ascomycota; Pichiomycetes; Serinales; Debaryomycetaceae
Source: the annotation of a GenBank genome assembly